GUCCUCCUCCCGCUCAUCAUCGGGAGGAUCCGUAGUUACCUUGGCUGAAAAAUUGUAUUUUAGGCUAGGUAGACUGUUGCACACUCUGUCACACACAACCAUUGCCCUUCGAGUUGCUGAUUCCGCGACCGCAGAUCAUACCAUACACAUCUAGGCCAAGGGGGCUGCGUGCACACAGCCCGUGAGGUGCACACAGCGCCACGUGACUCCAUAUCCUCUCCGGCAAACCAUGCGGUGCUCGCCCGCGACAGGAGCCAUCUGGUUGGCCCUCGGUAGGGGGGCCUCGGCGCUGGCCCUGGCUCCAGAGGCGGGUGCCAGCCCACAGCCAGUGUCCCAGCGAGAACACUCCCUCUCGGUGCUCAGGGACCUCGUCGCACCCUCCGCGGCGGCUCUGCUCCCCGGGCGGCACGCAUUCGAGGCGCAGCUCGACCAGGACCUGAAGUCUUUGGCGGCUCCUGUGCCGCCGCCCGAGUUGCCGACUCAGCCAACACAGACCCAGCCACCGCAGCCGGGUGCCGGGGAAGAGCAUCUGGUCGAAUGGGGGGAUUACGGGCCGGCUGAUGAUUUCUGCGCGGGCAGGCCGAUCUAUGACGGGCCCGCCAGGAGUUGGGACGACUGCCGCGACAAGUGCCGGACCCCAUGCAAGUUCUGGAGCUACGAGCCGGGGUCCGUGCAUCACCGGUGCAAGCUCACCAUCAAGUGCGUGGAUGUCGUCGCGGGGGCGUUCUCCGGGGUGGGUCAGGACGCCGCGGAGGAAGUGGAGGACCAGGCUGCUCUGGACAGAGUGCGGGCCUCGUCCACACCAGAGCCCAAGGAGGCGGUCGCGCCCGAGGCCAACGAGACGGAGGUGCAGCCCGCGCCAGAGGCUUCGCGUCAUGCCUGCUCGCCGCAGGGCUCGGCCCGCAAGUUCACCAGUUCUGCAGAGAGCGGCGGCUGGUACGGCAUCGGCAUUGCCCACCACUACGCCGACUGCGCGAACGCCGCGGCGUCCAUGGGCUACAGGAACAUCGUCUGGAACAUCGGCCCGAGGUUCCGCGGUCGUUGCUACGCCUUUGUCGAAGACGUGCCCGAGAUCGCCGAGCGUAGCUGCGAGGACAACGACUGCUGGCUUUUCGGCGCGGCGUGCGGCGAGGCCACUGUCCACUGAGGAUGCCUGCCUCCUCUCUUGAGCCCCUCCCUGUCCGCAUCCUCGUCGUCGCUCCGCUGGGGCUCCUCUUUUUGUCGCCGCUGUCAGGCGUGAAAAGAGCCCCUGUGGGUUGAGAAUACAUCAGGCGUUCCGCCCUGUUAAGGCAGUCUCCGCUGGCAGCAAAGCCACUGGCGACCACACUCGUACGCCCGCUGAGUCUCGGUUUCCUCGGCGGCCUGUACAGGUUGCCGUCUUUUGCCGCCGCCUGCCCGAGCCCUGUGGGCCGCCCCUCCGUCUUCCGGCGACAGGCUUAGACGUGGACUCUUCCCUUCUCCCUUCUGCUCCCUCCUCCGCUCCUCCACCGCCUUCCUCCUCCCUGUUCUUCUUCUUCUUCUUCUUCUUCCUUCGCCGCCUCCUC
Molecule: messenger RNA, 1544 nt
Organism: Prorocentrum cordatum
Lineage: Eukaryota; Dinophyceae; Prorocentrales; Prorocentraceae
Source: the annotation of a GenBank genome assembly